AUGGCUGAGCAAAAGAGCCAGAGAAGCUCUAUCGUGGAAGAUGUCUUCAUCCCGAAAGAACUGCUCACCACCGCCAGAUUCAAUUCGCCUUGGGAAUUGGCUCGAUGGGAACAGUCUCUCCCCGACAACAACCGUAUUUCAUAUCCCACACCAAGUCGGACCAGCGCCAGUCGUCCUCUCAGUCUAUCCGCUCUACGAUCUGUAGCAAGACCACGAUCUGCAAUUCGUCCCCGUGGACGCAGUGAUCCCCCGGCCUUUCAGGAGGGUCUAUUUGAUUACUUUGAUAAACCGGCCUUCGAGCCCGCAACCCCAAUCCUCGAAACCGAGGCAGUCUCACCACCUCCAAGUGCAAAGCUGAGCCCUCAGCCACUCAGCAGGGCCAGCUCUCAAUCGAAAUCCAGUGGCGACAGCAGUCUACAGGAGGUUUAUGAAAAGGCCAAAUUAAGAGGCAUCGCUAUCCAACGCAAACACUGGGUCCGGCUCUUAUUCGAAUGGAGCAUCUAUGUGCUCCUCGUGCUGUUCGUCUAUUUCGUUCUAGUUGGUAUGCCUCUAUGGCGGGGUGCAGUGUGGUGGUUAUAUUGGGUUGUCCAAAACAAAUUCGUUAUCCAAGGAGGAUAUGCAAUUGUAAUUGGCUUGGCCGCACUAUAUGCCUUCUGUCCUCUUCUCAUUCUAUUCGAGAAAGACCCCCAACCGCCCGCCGUCGAAGAACAAGAUCUCGAGCGAAACUCCGAUAAUGUCAAAUCCACAGCCCUCCUUAUUCCCUGCUAUAAAUCAGCCACCAUCAUCGGCCCGACCUUGGACGCCGCCUUGAAAAUCUUCCCCAAAGAAAACAUCUUCGUCAUUGCAAACGGAAACUCCCAAACCCCUCUGGACAAUACCGAAGAAAUCUGCAAACCAUACGGCGUGAACCACCUCUGGGUCCCUAUUGGAUCGAAAAUCGUCGCCCAGUUCGUGGGCUGCUACGCCGCCAAGGAUUUUGAGAACGCCGUCCUCAUCGACGACGAUUGUCUUUUGCCGCCCAAUUUCCCAAUCGUCAGCGAUCGUCUAACCGGACGCGUUCGCUGUAUCGGCUAUACCAUCAAGAGUGUUGGCCCAAACUCUUCCAAGGGAACAUACUGCCAGCAGGCGCAAGAUCUCGAAUAUAAAAUGUCCGGUCUCCAACGAGACUUUUUUGGAAAAUGCGGCAGUGCUACUUUCCCUCAUGGCGCUAUCUCGCUUUGGAAUGUGGAAUUCUUGAAAGCUACUUUCCAUGAACAUCCUGGUUUCUCGGUCUCGGAGGAUUGGUUCUUCGGCGAUGCAUGUCGCCGUCUUGGUGGACGCAUUACGAUGUGUUCGCAGGUGUUUGUGGAGACUGAAACGCCCUCGUCGGUUUUCAUCAGCGGCAGUGGUAGUCGGGGCGGAUUCGGCGAGAUGACUAUCUUCUCGCAGAGAUUCAAGCGGUGGAAUUUCUUCUUUGUCAUUGGUAUAUAUUAUGAUCUCAAGUAUAUCUUCACCAGCUGGAAGCUUGGCUGGUGGGAACUCGGUGCGAAGCUUUGCGUGUUCCAAGAGGUGUACGAAACACUCAUCUACCUCCUCGCCCCCUUUGUCCUCCCCAUUUCUUUCAUUGUGCGCCCUGGUUUCUGCGGUAUGCUGUUGGGCGUCACGAUCGCCAUGUACCUGAUCAACACAAUCCUCUUCAACGAAAUUCACCUCCGUCUCAAGAAAGAGCGCAUCGACUGGAAGGUCUUGUUCUUCUACUACACUUUCUAUAAGAUCGCCUUGACGUUCAUCAAUGUCUUCAGCUGCUACUGGUCUCUCUACAAGUAUGCUCGAUACUUUGCCCAGCGCCACCCAAAGGUUAUCGAAGAUCGACAGGCUGUAGAGGUUCUUCUCAGUCUUGAGCAGGAUAGUCGACGCUCCUCGAUGGAUGAUGAUGUCAUUCCGCUUGAUACGCAGGCUGGAGAGGUUGGACGGGGAUUGGGGCGGAAGUUGACCUUGACGAAGGUGCAGGCUGGGAAGAAGCCUGCCCGUCCUCAAUCUCAAUCUCAGUCUCAACCUCAAUCUCGGGAUGGGGAGAAAGCCGCCGCUGCCCAAGAUGGCUGGAUAUAG
Messenger RNA from Penicillium nucicola, 2088 nucleotides. RefSeq lists its product as uncharacterized. NCBI's taxonomy places the organism in Eukaryota, Fungi, Ascomycota, Eurotiomycetes, Eurotiales, Aspergillaceae. The record is from RefSeq and is a predicted model, not a curated record. The transcript has 4 exons. Bases 1 to 2088 code for a protein of 695 amino acids.